AUGAUGAUGAAUUCGGUUGAAGACGUCUUCGCUGCUUCGACAGUUAAACAUGAAUACAGAAAACGACAACAUUCAGACUGCUCUGAUGUAAGUUACCUUAACUCAAAUGAAUUUUCUUGAUUUUAAUAUUAAUUUUUUUUCAGGACGAUGGUGCAUCAAGUCCAAAAUCUUCGAGUCCUUCAAUCGAUGAUGACCGCAGAGCUCAUCACAAUGAAUUGGAACGUAGAAGACGUGAUCAUAUUAAAGAUCACUUUUUGAUUUUGAAAGAUGCCAUCCCACUUUUGGAAGGAGAAAAGAGUUCAAGAGCCUUGAUUUUGAAACGCGCUGUUGAAUACAUCUCUGCUAUGCAAUCACGAAUCAAUGAGAAUCAAAGAAAUAUGGAAGAGCUUAGAAGAAAGAAUGAACUUUUGGAAGAAAAAUGUAAGUUUCAAUAAUAAAAUUGGAAAAACAAAUCAUUCAAUGUUUUAUUUUUCAGUGAAAGAACGUGAACCAUCAACCUCACCACUCAAUAUCACAACACUUCCACAAAUCUCGAUCUCACCAAUUGCUCUCCCAGUCAAUAUCCCAGUAUCCGUCCCAAUUCAAGUACCUACAACAGUUCUUCCACAAAGCCCUGUUGCACUCUCUACAAUGAAUCCAACUGAUUUGAAUAACUUGAUCGCGUCAUCACAAGAAGCAAUCAUUGCAUUGACACAGUCACUUCUUGGAAAAAUGAAUACUGAACCAACACCUUCAGUUUAUCCAUAUGAACGACAAAUGACUGUUCGAUUUUGA
Molecule: messenger RNA, 774 nt
Organism: Caenorhabditis angaria
Lineage: Eukaryota; Metazoa; Nematoda; Chromadorea; Rhabditida; Rhabditidae
Source: the annotation of a GenBank genome assembly